Molecule: messenger RNA, 1501 nt
Organism: Terrapene triunguis (Three-toed box turtle)
Lineage: Eukaryota; Metazoa; Chordata; Testudines; Emydidae
Product: zinc finger protein 501-like
Exons: 3
Coding region: 185-1237 (350 amino acids)
Biological process (GO): regulation of transcription by RNA polymerase II
Molecular function (GO): RNA polymerase II cis-regulatory region sequence-specific DNA binding; DNA-binding transcription factor activity, RNA polymerase II-specific
Source: RefSeq, a predicted model, not a curated record
GGCAGGAGCUGUUGGGGGGAAAGGAAGAGGAAUCAGAGCCCAGGCGGAUCCUGAUGAUUUCUCCUUCCCAAAUCUGACGUGAUCGUCUGGUUCAAAAGAGGGGAAGAACUGUGGGUCCCAGAUCUCCAGGGCUCUGCAGAGAGGGAGAUGUCGAGAGGUACCUGCGCAGUGCAGGGAAGGACUCAUGUCUGGAUUCUCUAUCCCGGCACGUGAUGGGACGGUGAGUGAGAACCAGGGGAGAAAUCCUCAGCAGGAUUGUCCUGAACAAGUGGAACCCCAUGGGACAUUAUCAGGAAGAGCUGAAGGGCAUGUCUCCCAGGACCCCGAGCGGGGAGAAGGCUGUGGGAUUCGGCACAGGCUAAAGAGGCAGCAGGGAAAUCAUCCAUCAGAGAAAGGUGGCAAAUCCAACAAUGGUGUGGGAGGUUGCAAGGGCCUCAAGGAAACCCCAGCCCAGCCGAGAAACCCCGAGGGGGAGAGAAGACACACGUGUACUGAGUGCGGGAAGAGCUUCAAACGGAGCUCCAAUCUUAUCACCCAUUGGCGGAUCCACACCGGGGAGAGGCCCUACAAAUGUUUUGACUGCGGGGAAAGCUUCAACGUGAGCUCCAACCUCAUCACGCACCGGAGACUCCACACGGGGGAGAAACCUUAUACGUGCCCCGACUGCGGGAAAAACUUCAUCGUGAGCUCACAGCUCACUAUACACCAGAGGAUCCACACAGGAGAGCGACCCUAUCAGUGUUCCGAGUGCGGGAAAAGCUACAUCCAGAGCUCAGCCCUGGUUAAGCAUCGGAGAACACACAUGGCAGAAAAACCCUACAAGUGCCCCGAAUGCGCAAAAAGCUUCACUGUGAGCACCGCCCUCAUUAGGCACCAGAGACUGCACAUGGGUGAGCGAUCCUAUACAUGCCCCGAGUGCGGAAAAAGCUUCGGUGUAAACUCAGACCUUAUCCGACACCAGAGACUACACACAGGAGAGAGGCCUUAUAAAUGCCUGGACUGUGGGAGAAGCUACACACAAAGCUCAGCUCUGAUUAGGCAUCAGAGAAUCCAUACAGGAGAAAAGCCUUAUAAAUGCCCCAGUUGCGGCAAGAGCUUCAGCCAAAGGUCAAAUCUCAUUAAACACCAGAGAAUCCACACGGGAGAAAAACCGUAUAGAUGCGGCGAAUGUGAAAAAUGUUUUAGCACCAGCUCAAAUCUCGUAACGCAUCAGAGACUCCACACUAGAGUCUAUUAGGGCUGACCAAAGUAGAUAACUUACAUUCGUCAGUUGCCAUCUUGGGUGUUAUGUGUGUUGAUCUCGUGUUUAACCAGGCAAGACCAACCCAAAUCAUCUGGCCCGUGGGGAUUCUGCCUAGCUCUGCAGCCCCUCUGCCAGCCUCUACAAUUCUGGAUACUGCCUAUAUACUCUGGACUCAAUGCCACCCCUGUGAAAACUCAGAGCUUCGCCACCUGCCGGGGAUUUAGUGGAGCAUCUCUGCAUUCUCGGCCCCAUCCCUGC